CAAACGUCUUCUUCCUCCUCCAACCUCCUCAACAAAAUUCCCUCCUUUAUUUCAUCAUCAAUUUUCUCCUUCCACCAUUUCCCUGCACGCCAUUCCAUGGCGUCCACAAACAAAACCCAAAUCUUUCUUCAUCUUCUUCUCAUCUCCAUCACCUUUCUCAAUCGCAUCUCUGCCACCAUCAAUGGCGUCUACAACCCCUCCGUCUUCAUGCUUCUCAACUGCGGCUCAUCUUCCGAUGAACUCGACGCCGAUGGUCGAAAAUGGAUCGGCGAACAUUCCUCCAAAGCUUCCGCCAUUGGCAUCACCUCCCCCAAAUCAACCCCUUCAACCGCCUCUUUUCAAGAUCCAUCUCUCCCAUCCACCGUUCCUUACAUGAAAGCAGCCAUUUUUGAAUCUGAAGCAACUUAUAAAUUCUCUGUCAGCAAAAAGGAGCGUCUUUUAAUCCGUCUUCAUUUCUAUCCCGCCUCCUAUAAUGGCCUCAGCCCAGAAAAUGGAUUCUUCAAUGUGCUCGCUUUCCCUGCCACCAUUGAUGCUGGUAGUUUCACCCUCCUUCACAACUUCAGCGCUUAUAUAACUGCCCAAGCAUUAACCCAAGGCUACAUUAUAAGAGAAUUUACCCUCCCACCGAUUAAUGAUGAUUUCCUCUCCCUCACCUUUACUCCAGCCGCUGGUAAUCACAAUCCCUUUGCUUUCAUUAAUGGCAUCGAGUUAAUCUCAAUGCCAGACAUGUUCCCUGAAUCCGCCGCCAUGGUUGGCUUCAGUGACAGCUCUGUCACCAUUGAAGCAUUUGCUUUACAAACAAUGUAUAGACUGAAUGUAGGGGGACAAUUCAUUCCUCCAAACAAUGACACAGGAUUUGGUCGCACAUGGUAUGAUGAUACACCUUAUAUCGCCGGAGCAGGGGUUGGCGUCACGGCGGCCAUAGGGCCGCGUGUCAAAAUUCAAUACCCAAUGAAUUUACCGGCAUACAUAGCUCCAUUGGAUGUGUACAGAACUGCGAGACAGAUGGGACCAGAUCCUAAAUUGAAUAUUCAAUAUAACCUCUCAUGGUCUUUCCAAAUCGACAGCAAUUUCACUUAUGUGGUGAGACUCCAUUUCUGUGAAAUCCAGCUUCCUAAAGUGAACCAGAGAGUUUUUGAUAUAUUUAUGAAUAACCAGACCGCACAAAAAGACGUUGAUGUCAUCGCUCUUGCUUCGUCUAUGGCAGUUCCUGUUUAUAAAGAUUAUGCAAUUUUUGUUAGCCAAGAUGAGCAAUUGUUGGUGGAGCUCCACCCUUCUGUUGAUUCAAAACCAGAGUUUUUUGAUGCAAUUUUAAAUGGAAUGGAGAUAUUUAAAUUAAGCGAUGCAGGCGGGAACCUCGCCGGACUGAAUCCGAAGCCGUUGGAGAUUCUUGAGAAUGAGUUAGAACAGCAGGAUUAUUCCAGUAAGAAACUGCAUGUGAUUGGUGGUGCUACAUUUGCUGUUGCUGCUGGUCUCAUCUUUGCCCUCUGUUUCAUUGUUUAUCAGAGAAAAAGAGUAGUAAUUGAUAAUGCAACUGAUGUUAGUGGCUCGGGUUGGCUCCCACUUUACAGGAAUUCUCACACUACUGGAAGCAAAUCCACCAUCUCCUCCAAAAGCUGCGCAAGCAGUCAGCUUUCCAACAUGGCAACAAGUCUCUGUCGCAAUUUCUCCAUUUUUGAAAUAAAGCAGGCAACAAAAAACUUUGAUGAGUCUCUUAUUAUAGGUGUUGGUGGAUUUGGGAAAGUGUAUAAAGGAAUAAUCGAUGGAGGUUCAACCAGAGUGGCUAUAAAAAGAGCAAAUCCUGAUUCAGAACAAGGCUUGCAUGAAUUUCAAACAGAAAUUGAAAUGCUGUCCAAGCUUCGGCACAAGCACUUAGUCUCACUCAUCGGAUACUGCGAAGAAGACAAUGAAAUGUGUCUCAUUUAUGACUAUAUGUCUAAUGGAACAUUGAGAGAACAUCUUUAUAAAACAGACAAGCCGGCUUUGUCAUGGAAACAGAGGCUCGAGAUCUGCAUAGGAGCGGCGAGAGGGCUUCAUUACCUUCACACAGGAGCCAAGCACACAAUCAUUCAUAGAGAUGUAAAGACUACAAAUAUACUUCUGGAUGAGAAUCUCGUGGCUAAAGUUUCAGACUUUGGGCUGUCGAAGACGGCUCCAUUGCUGAACCAGUCUCAUGUAAGCACUGUGGUGAAAGGAAGCUUUGGAUAUCUUGAUCCUGAAUACUUCAGGAGACAACAAUUAACUACUAAAUCAGAUGUUUACUCCUUCGGAGUUGUGCUAUUUGAGGUAUUGUGCGCACGGCCGGCUCUUAAUCCCAGUCUUUCAAAGGAGCAAGUUAGCCUUGCGGAUUGGGCAAUUCAUAAUAAAAAAAAAGGUACAAUUUUUGAGAUUCUCGAUCCUUUCCUGAAAGGAAAGAUUAAGUUCGAAUGUUUGAAUAAGUUUGUGGAGUUGGCCGAGAAGUGUGUUUCGGAGCAUGGAGUUGAUAGGCCGGCCAUGGGUGAUGUGCUUUGGAACCUUGAGUUUGCGUUGCAGUUGCAGGGGAGUCAUGAAGAUGGAGAGGCGAGCUCUCAUGAAAGUGGGGACAAUGGUGAAUUGCUCCAUUUGUCAAAUGGAGGAGAUGGAAGCGCUAAUGAAAUGAGGGAGGUGUUGGAUGAUUUAAAUGAAAUGUCAGUUUUUUCGCAGUUUGUCAAUCCAAAGGGAAGGUAAACAAACCAUUGAAGGAAGAUGAUGCGGAGGUUAUAGGAUUAAAUGAUCAUUUUGUCUUUUGAAGGAAAAUUGUUUCCUUCUGGUUGAGUUUUUUUUUUUUGUUAUGUUGAUGUCAGUUUGUUUGGUUUUUUUGCUUAACAUAUGUUUGUAUAUAGA
Molecule: messenger RNA, 2862 nt
Organism: Phalaenopsis equestris
Lineage: Eukaryota; Viridiplantae; Streptophyta; Magnoliopsida; Asparagales; Orchidaceae
Product: receptor-like protein kinase ANXUR2
Exons: 1
Coding region: 97-2706 (869 amino acids)
Biological process (GO): protein autophosphorylation
Cellular component (GO): plasma membrane; plasmodesma
Molecular function (GO): transmembrane receptor protein tyrosine kinase activity; ATP binding
Source: RefSeq, a predicted model, not a curated record